GAUCAACAAAUUGAUGCUCGUGAGCUCCAAACCUGCUUAACAUCUUCAGGAAUUGGUGGUUCAUAUCAACAGUUCAGUUUAGAGACUUGCCGUAUUAUGAUCAAUAUGCUUGAUAGAGAUUAUUCUGGCAAAAUGGGUUUUACUGAGUUCAAAGAAUUAUGGAAUGCACUAAAUCAAUGGAAGACUACAUUUAUGAUUUAUGACAGAGAUCGAUCUGGUACAGUAGAGCCUCAUGAAAUGCAUCAAGCUAUAGCUUCUUGGGGAUAUAAUUUGAGUGGUCAAGCGCUUAAUAUCAUUAUAAAAAGAUAUUCUGAUAAUGGUCGAAUUAAGUUCGAUGACUUUGUUUCUGCAGCUAUAAGGUUGCGAAUGUUAACAGAUCAUUUUCGACGUAGAGAUGCCACUCAAUCAGGAUAUGCUAGUUUUGCUUUUGAUGAUUUCAUUCAAGUGACAAUGUUUUCAUAAGAAGACAAUCUUAUGAAGAAAACCUAUUGCACUGAAGAUUUUUAUGUCUGUCAUUUAGUGAUAAAUUUUUUUGAUUUUUUUCUA
Molecule: messenger RNA, 546 nt
Organism: Hydra vulgaris (swiftwater hydra)
Lineage: Eukaryota; Metazoa; Cnidaria; Hydrozoa; Anthoathecata; Hydridae
Source: RefSeq, a predicted model, not a curated record